CGCGAAGCUUUCGGGUUCGGCCGCGUCUCCCUCUUCGAGUCUUCUCCUUCUCCUCGCAAAAUCGCUAAAUGCUUGCAGCCGCGAGAGCUUAGGGUUUGCUUUUUGUGUUCUUUCUCUAAUCUCUGCUUCUAUUUGUCUUCGAUAUAGUGUCUUUGUACUCGGCGAAUCGGCGUUGGCUUGACUGCUCGGUAUUCUUGCUUGGUUGCUCGACAUGCUUCCUUGAUUGCUUGUUUGGCUACCGAGGAUUUUGGUUAAAUCCUCCUCAAAACGUGCUUCCAAAUAGUGGCACUUCACCACUAACCUAGUCGGAUUCAGAGCUAUCGUGUUCAUCGGCAGCAAUGGCAGAUGUAGUACACUUCCGCCUUGAGCGGAUGGCCAAUGAGCUCGAUGAUCUAGAGCGGCGCGGACUACUUGAACGGGACAAGAUCAGCGAGAUUGUUAAGCAACGCCGGGAAUUUGAGUACAGGCUCCAGCGACCGUCGCCUCUGAAGCAGGACUUCUUGGCCUACAUUGAGUAUGAAAAGAAACUUGAAGCCUACAGGAAGCUGAGAAAAAGAAUGAUCGUCCGCCAAAUGCAGGAAGAAGCGGAUGAAGAGGAGGGAGAGAAGAAGAAGAGAAGAAAGAAGUGGAAGAAGUCAUUCUCGGACUAUGCGGGUGUUCUCAGAAUUUUGGAUUUGUACAGGAUGGCAGUGAUGAGGUAUAAAGGUGACUUGGGACUUUGGUUUCAAUACUUGGAGUUCUGCAAGGAGAGGCGGCAUGGGCGGAUGAAAGAGGCACUAGGCCAAGCCCUUAAACUUCAUCCAAAAGUUUCUGGUCUUUGGAUAUAUGCAGCAGCGUGGGAGUUUGAUAAGAAGUUAAAUGUUGUUGCGGCUCGGGCUCUGAUGCAAAGUGGUUUGAGGGCUUGCCCAAAAUCAGAGGAUAUGUGGAUUGAGUAUCUAAGAUUGGAGCUUACAUAUCUAAACAAACUGAAAGCUCGAAAAGAAGCUCUUGGAGAAGAUUUACAAACAUUGGAACGAGGUGGUAUACUGGUUAGGCAGUGGAAAGAAGACAACAAGGAUCUAUUUAUGUCUCUUGAUGCUGGAAAUGAUGAGAAAAAUGACAAGAAAGAAUCGGAUUUAGAAGAAAAUCAUGCGGAGAAACAAAAUUUAUUUUGGCAAUUAGGUUUUAUGGUUCUUGAAGCUAUAUACCAUGAAGCAAUAAAGACUAUUCCAUCAAGUAUUAGCUUGCGAAAACGGUUCUUGGAGGUAUUAAGUUCCAUUGAUUUAGCUCACUCAAAUGAACUUAAGAUAGAGAUAUUGAAAGAUCUCAAAAGAGAUUUUUCACAUGAUGAACAGUACUGGGAUUUGAUGGCUAGAAUACAGCUUUCUGAUGUUAUCAUGACUAAUGAGGAAGAUAAACAUGAGGUUUCAUCCAAGUUAAAUCAAGCUUUUCAAGUUUAUGAGGAGGCGUUGAAUGUUUUACCAUCUGUCAAGAUGUUUUUCUUCUUUGUUAAGUUCUGGUCUGAUGUGACAUGCCCUGAGAGUAUGAUGCGUAAAGUUGGACUAGAUGUUUCAGAGUUCAGUUUGUUUCUAAAGAAGGCAUAUGAAAAAGCUGAAUCAACUGGUUGUCUUAUUGAGGAUCUUGCUUGCCUGUACAUUUCAUUCUACUUGCAAGAUGCAAACUUAGAGAAAGCAAGAAAAAUGGCUGAAAAGCUUUGUAGUGGUAAACUUUCAGAGGCUGCCGCUGUAUGGUUGCUGAGGAUUUCCAUAGAGAUAAAUUGCCUUGCUGAUAAAACUUCUUCCAUGAGUAAGGACGAUCUCGACCACAUCUUUCAACUCCUUGAAUGUGUGCUGAAUAGGCUACCUCUUUCCAAAGCUGAAGGCUUAUGGUUCUUGGCCUUGAAGGUUUUUUCAUGCCACAAAGCUUAUUUUAAACGGUUGGUGAAGAUUUUAGAGGCAGCAUUAGCCAGAUGUAGCAGUAGUUGUGAAUUUUCAGUUCCUGCUGCUGUUGUGGAUCGAACUCUCCAAAGGGAUGGUAUUCUACAUGCAAGAGUUCUUUACAAUCGAUUUCUUGCUUUGCCUCAUCCAGGCUUGGCCUUUUUUAAGCACUGCAUAGAGUUUGAGAAAAACUUAGCUUCUUUUGGAGAUGAUACUGCUUUGCAGAAUGCUCGGAAGCUAUAUGAAUCGGCUCUUCAAAUCUAUCGCGAAGAUAGGAAUCUCUGGAAAGAUUACUAUUCCAUGGAGAUGAAGAUGGGAACAUCCGCAACAGCAAAUGCUGCAUAUUGGCGUGCCCGAAAAGAAUUGAAGGACACGACAGGAUUUUGUCCACCAAGCUAAUUUUGAUGCAAAUAGCGAGCAUCCCUUGGCUAAAGCUCUAGUGGAGUAUGCUAAGACGUUCAGAAAAGAAGAAAACUAUGCUGGGCCCGAAGCACAAAGCUGCAUUGCUGUCACUGGUCAUAGAGUCAAAGCCAUAAUUGGAAACAAAAAGCUCAUAGUGGGGAACAAGAGUUCGAUGUUUGAUUAUUAUAAUUUGUAAAAAUGAUGAAUAAGUGCAUAAUUUAUUUU
Phalaenopsis equestris is the source of this 2543-nucleotide messenger RNA. RefSeq names its product U3 small nucleolar RNA-associated protein 6 homolog. The record is from RefSeq and is a predicted model, not a curated record. Lineage: Eukaryota; Viridiplantae; Streptophyta; Magnoliopsida; Asparagales; Orchidaceae. Gene Ontology annotation, molecular function: protein binding; snoRNA binding. The coding region runs from base 339 to 2315 and encodes 658 amino acids. Gene Ontology annotation, cellular component: Pwp2p-containing subcomplex of 90S preribosome; small-subunit processome. The transcript has 8 exons. Gene Ontology annotation, biological process: maturation of SSU-rRNA from tricistronic rRNA transcript (SSU-rRNA, 5.8S rRNA, LSU-rRNA).